GUCGCAGAGGAGCUCGAUGAAGUGAAGUACAGCCAGCAGGAACUGCAGGCUUCUCGCGCCUUGGAGCAGGAGCGGCUGCAGGACUUGGAGGAGGUUCAGCAGCAGCUCAAGGAAGAACGCCGCUCCUCCUCUCAGAACGAAGACCGCGUUGAAGAGCUUCUGCGCUCAGAGCUGCGCAGCAAAGAGGCCUUCGAGAAGCAGGAGGCCGCUGUGGUCGAAGACAAGCAGCGGCUAAAUGCUGCAUACCGACAGCUGGAGCAGGCUCAUGCCGAGGAGCGUUCUUCCCGCGAGAAGGCGGAGGAGUUCCACCAGCAGGUGGCUGCGGAGACGCAGCUCCUGGCCGUCGAGCUUCUGAAGUUGCAGGCUUAA
Molecule: messenger RNA, 369 nt
Organism: Symbiodinium necroappetens
Lineage: Eukaryota; Dinophyceae; Suessiales; Symbiodiniaceae
Source: the annotation of a GenBank genome assembly